CGAUAAUGAUGAUGAUGUUAUUGUUGUUGGGGAACAGUUUCGUCAGCAUUCUCCAGUGCGAGGCAGAGGGGUUCCUUUAAAUUAUCCACGUGGUGUAGGUCAUACACCUCCAAGAUUCUCAAAGCCUAACCCAGGCAUUAGAGCACCAAGUUCAAGUCAGAAAGGGGCACCUCCUCCGAAACUGUUUGACAUCAGUAAACACUUUGAAGAUCUCGCCUGUGUUGUGAAUUCAACUGGGGACGAUGAAGAAGCAGGAAGGGGGGAUGAAGAUCUCCAGAUCGUGGGGGUGACCCUUGCAAAUGAUAAAAGCAGUCAGCCGAAAGCUGUGGAUGCUAGCAAAUUCUCAUUUUGCUGUGUCCACUGUGGAAAAGACCAGGGUUCAAAGAAUGUCAUGAAGCAGCACAUGAAAGUAAGUCAUAACGAUACCUUGCUGGGGGCUUUCACAAACGUGGAGACCGGUCAGCUUCUCUUCUUCUGCCCACAACUAACCUGUGAAUUUAUGACUUAUGAUGAAACAAGAUUAAGCGAGCACCUGACCAAGUGCUACAACCUGGACAGUGCCAAAUCUGUUGACUUUGAAACAGCAGUAAAGAAUCUUAAGUCUUUAAAGAUCAGGC
Lymnaea stagnalis (great pond snail) is the source of this 617-nucleotide messenger RNA. Lineage: Eukaryota; Metazoa; Mollusca; Gastropoda; Lymnaeidae. The record is from the annotation of a GenBank genome assembly.